UGGGGGAGUCUCUUUCGGUCUGCGCUCACCAUUUGUAACCUUGAAGUGGGGCCAUCCUCAGGUGGUCGUAGCUUCUUGGCAACGUCAGCUGGAGCUAAACAAAUGUCGGAACAAGUGUCCAGAGCUUCGGAAGCAACCGUCAGCCUUAGGUUGUCCGCCCACCAGCUGCUCUCACCACGGGCAGGCAAAUAUUUCCACGACAACGACCCAAGAUGCGGCUCACGCAGUCAAUCAUCCCGUCGCUUUUGCUGCUUGCUGCAGGAGUUGCCCAGGCCGCUUCAGCUUGGGGAUUUGACGACGGCAACCUCUCAAUUGUCGCGAAGAAGUCCGGCGAGACGAUCAAGGAGAAGCUCAACCACAAGGCUCCUCUCCAGAAACCCGUCUCGCUUGGAAGCUCCGACACGCUGAAGCUAAGCUUGACGGCCAAAGACAAUGGCAAAGGAAGACGGCCACACCAGGCGUUUUUGGUCCUGCAAGAGUCAGAGUCAGGGCUUGAAGCACCCUUUCCCCUCACGGUAAAAGAGAACGGGAAGGCGGCGGCUCAGAUUUCCCACAAAGAUAUCCCCGUCCAGUUACUCGUUGCUAAAAAGCCGCUUAAGGCCUCGGUUGUUCUCGCCUCCUUUGGCUCGGCCCAAGGCCUCAAUGCGCCGGUCUUCGAGGUCAAGAUCGAGACAGACCCGACCGUUCCGGCCCCCGCCUACGAGAAGCCCCUGCGCUACGGCAAGAAGCCUGAGAUCCAUCACAUCUUCCGCCCCGACCCCAAGAGCCCGCCUAAGAUUGUCUCGCUCAUCUUCACGCUGGCCGUGAUAGUCACCCUGCCCGCGCUCCUUGUCGGCUGGGCCAUCCUCAGCGGCAACCUCACCCACCUAUCCAAGGCUAUGGGUACCGCGCCCCUGUCGCACGCCACCUUCUUUGGGUCGAUCUUGGCUCUGGAAUUCGUUUUCUUCAUGUACUACACCAGCUGGAAUCUAUUCCAAACAUUGCCGGUCAUUGCGGCAGUCGCUGCUGUCACAGUACUCAGCGGGACCAAGGCGUUGGGAGAAGUGCAGAACAGGAGGCUUGCAGGAGAGCGCUGACGGGAAGGGCACCUGGUUGAUGGGAAAAUGCAUCGGAGAAUAUGCUGAGCACGUCUUGAUUCGUAGCUCUCGAAGCAAUGAUGCUUUGUAUUCGCAUACCGGUCGAGGUCGGCUAUGACGUGUAAGGUGGUCUACACAAAAAGGGAACAUU
Molecule: messenger RNA, 1227 nt
Organism: Chaetomium strumarium
Lineage: Eukaryota; Fungi; Ascomycota; Sordariomycetes; Sordariales; Chaetomiaceae
Product: Dolichyl-diphosphooligosaccharide--protein glycosyltransferase subunit Swp1
Exons: 4
Coding region: 213-1076 (287 amino acids)
Biological process (GO): protein N-linked glycosylation
Cellular component (GO): membrane; oligosaccharyltransferase complex
Source: RefSeq, a predicted model, not a curated record